AUGCAGCUAUCGCCUUCGGAAGGGGCUAGCGAAGUUGUCGCUUCUCGCUCACCGUCGCCGUCUCUCCUUUCUCCACUCACAAUCGAUACUGAGCUGAUCGUUUCCAUGUGUCAGCCUGCCGCCACCACCACCGCCGGUGCAACCGCUACAAGUGCAUCUUCUUUCACACCCGAUCAACUGGGGGCCGUCGCCACGACAAUCCCCACUUCCGCUUUUGCCGCAACCCCAAAUAUCAUCACAACCACUCCCUCUUCCAAGUCGGAUGAGUCUACCUUAUGCGUUUGCUCAACAUCGGGCAUCUCAAUCUCAUCUUCUCGUCACACCCGACGCUGUUCCGGACGUCAUACUUACGGUUCAGCCUUGUCUAGGCAUAUGCUUAAGUCCAAUAAUCCAACCACUUCAGCACCUAACUCGAGCCAGCCAAGCCCCGUAAAGCUGAUCACAAACAGUCUGAGUAUAAGCAGCAGAGAACCUGGCCGUUCGAGCGGCCAUACCAGGCGUCAGGAUCGUCUUAUAGAAGAAUCCGCUCGAUCGUACGGUUCUUCACCCGGCGCCACUUCUUCUUUAUCUAGGUCCUCAUCAUCAUCGUCCUCUUCAUCUUCUGCUUCUUUCUCCGAGUCGACUGAUAUCCCUAUUCGCCUUCGACCUAGCAACGGUGACUCGUCAUCCCGCAAUUCCAAGAGUGCAAUAGGCCACCGUUCGACCCGGUUGGAGGCAAAACGGUUCACUGGGUCUCGUCGGAUCCUGGAGCUGAUUAAGCGAGAAUGUAAUGAAGACGAGGCGAGAACCGAUUUGGGAAAGGCCGUUGAGGACGGGUUGCCUGCCUGCAGAAUUGAGCCUGAAGUGAAAGGUAACAAGACAGCUAGAUACCCAAAUACCUAA
Messenger RNA from Protopolystoma xenopodis, 882 nucleotides. Lineage: Eukaryota; Metazoa; Platyhelminthes; Monogenea; Polystomatidea; Polystomatidae. The record is from the annotation of a GenBank genome assembly.